Molecule: messenger RNA, 2854 nt
Organism: Ochotona princeps (American pika)
Lineage: Eukaryota; Metazoa; Chordata; Mammalia; Lagomorpha; Ochotonidae
Gene: STRN4
Product: striatin 4
Exons: 18
Coding region: 38-2335 (765 amino acids)
Cellular component (GO): dendrite
Molecular function (GO): protein phosphatase 2A binding; calmodulin binding; armadillo repeat domain binding
Source: RefSeq, a predicted model, not a curated record
AGGCGGAGCGGGCGCGCGGGCCGGCCCCGGCGCCUCCAUGAUGGAGGAGCGAGCGGCCGCCGCGGUCGCCGCCGCCGCCUCCUCCUGCCGCCCGCUUGGCUCCGGCGCGGGCCCCGGCCCGGCUGGAGCGGCCCCAGCUGCCACCCCUGUCCCCGGGCCUGGCCCGGCCGGGAAGGGAGGCGGCGGUGGAGGCAGCCCCGGGCCCACGGCGGGCCCGGAGCCCCUGAGCCUACCGGGAAUCCUGCACUUUAUUCAACACGAGUGGGCGCGCUUCGAGGCCGAAAAGGCGCGCUGGGAGGCCGAGCGCGCCGAGUUGCAGGCCCAGGUGGCCUUUCUCCAAGGAGAAAGGAAAGGGCAAGAGAACCUGAAGACAGACCUGGUGCGACGGAUCAAGAUGCUGGAGUACGCACUAAAGCAGGAGAGGGCCAAAUACCAUAAACUGAAGUUUGGAACAGACUUGAACCAGGGCGAGAAGAAGCCGGAUCUGUCAGAACAAGUAUCCAAUGGCCCCGUGGAGUCGGUCACCCUGGAGAACAGCUCGCUUGUGUGGAAGGAGGGGCGACAGCUUCUCCGACAGUACCUGGAAGAGGUGGGCUACACAGACACCAUCCUGGACAUGCGCUCCAAACGUGUGCGUUCCCUGCUGGGCCGCUCACUGGAGCUCAACGGGGCGGUGGAGCCCAGUGAGGGGGCUCCCAGGGCCACGCCGGGCCCCGGGGUGCUCAGCAGCGGCGGUGGGGGUGGCGGCGAGUCACUGCUGGUGAAACAGAUCGAGGAACAAAUCAAGAGGAAUGCGGCAGGCAAGGACGGCAAAGAGCGCCUGGCCGGCUCGGUGCUGGAGCAGAUCCCCUUCCUGCAGAACUGUGAGGACGAGGACAGCGACGAGGACGACGAGCUGGACAGCGUGCAGCACAAGAAGCAGCGCGUGAAGCUGCCGUCCAAGGCCCUGGUGCCCGAGAUGGAGGAGGAGGACGAGGAGGAUGACUCCGAAGACGCUAUCAAUGAGUUUGACUUCCUGGGCUCAGGAGAGGAUGGGGAGGGUUCGCCAGACCCUCGGCGUUGUGCUGCGGACGGAAACCCCCACGAGCUGGAGAGCCGGCGGGUCAAGCUCCAGGGAAUCCUGGCCGACCUGCGCGAUGUGGACGGGCUGCCUCCCAAAGUGACGGGUCCCCCUCCCGGCACGCCCCAGCCCCGGCCCCACGAAGCAGGUUCCUUUGGCUUCUCCUCAGACGUCUUCAUCAUGGACACCAUCGGGGGCGGGGAGGUGAGCCUGGGGGACUUGGCGGAUCUCACCGUCACCAACGACAACGAGCUCAGCUGUGAUCUCUCCGACAGCAAAGACGCCUUCAAGAAGACGUGGAACCCCAAGUUCACCCUGCGUUCACAUUAUGACGGCAUCCGCUCCCUGGCCUUUCACCACAGCCAGUCGGCACUGCUCACCGCCUCUGAGGAUGGCACGCUCAAGCUCUGGAACCUACAGAAGGCGGCCACGGCCAAGAAGAACGCUGCCUUGGACGUGGAGCCCAUCCAUGCCUUCCGGGCCCACAGGGGUCCAGUGUUGGCAGUAGCCAUAGGCAGCAACAGUGAGUACUGCUACAGCGGUGGGGCAGAUGCCCGCAUCCACAGCUGGAAGAUUCCAGACCUCAACAUGGACCCCUAUGACGGUUACGACCCCAGUGUGCUGAGCCACGUGCUGGAGGGCCACAGCGAUGCUGUGUGGGGCCUGGCCUUCAGCACCGCCUGCCAGCGCCUGGCCUCCUGCUCAGCUGAUGGCACCGUCCGCGUCUGGGACCCCAGCAGCAGUGCGGCCUGCCUGUGCAGCUUCCCCACGGCCAGUGAGCAUGGCAUCCCCACCUCCGUGGCCUUCACCAGCACCGAGCCUGCCCACAUCGUGGCCUCCUUCCGCUCUGGGAACACCGUGCUCUAUGACCUGCAGGCGGGCAGUGCCCUCCUUACACUCGAGUCCCAGGGGAGCAGCGGCCCAACCCAGAUCAACCAGGUAGUGAGCCACCCCAGCCAGCCCCUCACCAUCACCGCCCACGACGACAGGGGCAUCCGCUUCCUGGACAAUCGCACCGGGAAAUGUGUGCACUCCAUGGUCGCCCACCUGGAUGCUGUCACCUGCCUGGCCGUGGACCCCAAUGGUGUCUUCCUGAUGUCAGGGAGCCAUGACUGCUCCCUGCGCCUAUGGAGCCUGGACAACAAGACGUGUGUGCAGGAGAUCACGGCCCACCGCAAGAAACACGAGGAGGCGAUCCACGCCGUGGCCUGCCACCCCAGCAAGGCCCUCAUCGCCAGCGCGGGUGCUGAUGCCCUGGCCAAGGUCUUCGUAUGAUGCCCACCUGGCCCCACCCUGGCUGCCACACUGGCUGGAGAGGGGCCGGGCAGGUGGGGCUGAGGGGACUCCGAGCCUCGCUCUGGAGGGGGAGGCCUGAUGGUGCUAAUGGCCUGUCCCUGGAGCCCCUCCCCGUGGCGCUCCUGCCCCGCCCCCGGCCACUGCCCGUCGCUGCUGUCAGAGCUGCUUCUGGAAGCCGCCACAGCAGUACUGGGGUCCUCUGGGGUGUCCGGCUGGGAUGCCGGGAGGUGCCACAUUCCCCAGGAGUCCCUGCCCUCAGGGGGAGCUGUCAGCCCCUCCUCCCUGCCUUCCUGACACUAACCCAGGCCUGGGGGGCCCUUCCCACUCCUGCCCCCAUGAUGCCUACGGGAGGGGUUACCUGUUCCAUCUCACCCCUCCCUGGGGUGAUCUUCCCAGCCCUCAGCGGAGACAGCCUGCCUUGGUGUCUCCCAGGGCACACACGGAGGGCGGGCUUCCUGCCCCCUGUAUAUCUGUAUAAAGAAAUGGGAUUGUAAUGGC